AUAAUCGUAGUAGUGUUUGAGGAAGUAGGUAGAUGUCAGCGAUUACACUCACACAGUUUCAGAAAUUUUUGUUUUGUAAUAAACGGUUGCUAAAUUCGGUUCAGUUGUUGACAGCAAAAGAAAUUUGUUGCAAAUUUGUGAACUUUACCUGCAAGUGAAGUGUGUUUACGGUGAAAUCAAGUUAACCUGUACAGCACAUUAUCAACAAUGUCUGCGGAGCCGCAGCAACAGUAUUUCCUCAAAUGGAAUGACUUCCAGUCGAAUAUGGUGACAUCAUUUAAACACUUGAGGGAUGAAAAGAGUUUUACAGACGUCACGCUGGCGUGUGAAGGGCAGACCUGCAAAGCACAUAAAAUGGUGUUAUCUGCUUGUAGCCCAUAUUUUAAGUCGUUACUUGAGGAGAACCCGUCGAAGCACCCGAUCAUCAUCCUGAAGGACGUGCCGUACAGCCACUUGCAGGCCAUCCUGGAGUUCAUGUACGCGGGCGAGGUGAACGUGUCCCAGGACCAGCUGCCGGCCUUCCUCAAGACGGCCGACCGCCUCAAGGUCAAGGGGCUGGCCGAGGCGCCCCAGUCCAUAAAGAACAAGGAGGGAUAGGAGUGGACCGCAUUGCCGCCAUUAGGUUUAACAGUUUUUGAAAGCCAUUUACGUGACUGAGUGGACAAAGGCAAUGCUGAAGUUCAUCCAUUGUGUGCGCUGUACAGUACAUCGAGCAGACUGCUGUGCGCGUGUGGUGUGAGAAGGAACGGACACUGUUUGUACUAGCCUUUACGUUGUUCAUACUAGGUAACUGUAGCUCCCGCGGGGUUUCACUUUAGUGUCAGUUGGUUCUGUUGCCUAGAAGACCCGAGCCCAGAACUUUUCUUGGUCGAUGGUGUGUCGUUUGUCGUGACUAGUAAUUGUUUUUUAUGCUGCAUGGAAAUUACAGUGAAAUGUCGGAUGGUUUUCUUGUGAGUUUGACAUUUCUUUAUUCAGCUAUGAAAGUUAAUGCCUGAUGUAAUUUAUUUCAGCUUUUAUUGGACAUAUUUAUAUUUGUAUACAGCAAAUUGUAAUUGGUCUCUGAAAAGUUGUAGCAUUUCACUUAAUGAUUUGUAAUUGAGGGGGCAGGUGAGAACCGUAAUAGCCGCUGUAGAGCAGAGUGACAGGGCCCAACUGAUCUUGCUACGUAACAUUGUCACAGUAAGUGGACUAAGUAACAGUAUGCCAUUAGUUAAACUUUAACACAUGUCCCAUGUCAUUUCAGUACUUUUCACUUAAAACUUACGUACAUAUUACGAGAAUAUAGAAAUUGUUACAUUUUUAUAUCUAUUUUAGAAGACAUUUGUUUCAUGGGGUGAUUAUUUUUUUUAAUUGUCAAGUUUCCCAGUGUGUAAAUACUUUGUGUUAUACUAUCCCCUAAUUGUGUUGUAUAUUUUAAGUGAGUGAUUUGCACACUUGUAAUUGACUAAUAUUGUAAAUAAGCAUCAGUGAAGUUACCGUGUAAAUGUUUAAUAUACUGCAAAACACAUAAUAACUGUGCGUUUACUGUGUAUUCGAGUGUUAAACUGAAGAAAAUUAUUUUGUAACGUGAUAGUGGCAGUGUUUUGUUAUUCAUUGUAUCAUUUGUACAUUGGAAAAUAUGGAACUGCCUCUUAAAAAUGUUCUUUUAAACAGAGAAGGAUCCUAUCCUUAAUUUAAGUGUAAAAUGGAGUGGUUUUCUGGUUCCUAAAACUAACUGAAGGUAAUGGUAUUUUUUACAAUUAUUCUAGUAUGAGUUGCCCAAUUUCAUACAUUUUUUAAUACCUUUAAUUAAGAAAUAUUCAUAAUAGCAAUUAUUUGUAAUAAAAUGAUAGCUCAAUUUUAACAAAAUAUUUAGGUGGUUGGUUUUUUUUUUCCUAGGAGAUUUGUUGCUGCUCUUGCCUGUUUUCACUGAUUCUGAUCUCAUAGUUUCUUCCAUCUUGAUUCAGUAGUUAAACUAAAAAUAAUGAACAUACUUACUGUAUGUGCUUUAUCUCCUCUGGUGUGAAUUAGUGUUUUCAUUAAAAGGUUUGUGUGCUAUGCAUGUUGUCUGUAAUACCUGUAGUGUAGCUAACCUUGGUUGUAUCUACAAUAAAUUGUAGAGAAUUCACUGAAGUUAUAAGCAGCAUUUUGUCCAGACACAAUUUUUAUUGCAGGAAGCAAUAUGCGUAUCACAUAUUCUCUUUUCGUGUGCUCUUUUAAUUUUCAAUUAUGACCAGUUUUUGUCUAAAUACAUAAGACAUUAUUUACUUCAAUCAUUUUGUAAAUAAUGACAAACUGAUUUACCAGAACUGUGUAAGGUAUGAUUCCAAAUUUAGUAAAUUGUGAGUGAAUUUCCAUUUUGGGGACAAGGGUUACACUGAGAUUUCUUCAUAUGUUUUCAUAAUAUGCCACAUUUUAUGCUGUUUCAGCCCCGUAGUUACAUUAUUUUUAAUAUAAAAAUGUUAUCAGUCUUAAACAGGAAGAGACAAAUCUUUACUGACUUGGUCAGUGUUAGUUUUGUCAGACCUGACUGCAGCUAAUUUGGAGAUGCAAUGGGUCAAGAUGCCCUCUGUUGGUGGAGCAGGAAUUGGUUUGAAUUAAGGUCGAAACACGUGCUAGUUGUUGCCUUCUUGUAUUUUUCUGUUUAAUACUCUGCAAGUAUGCAGGUGUGUUUAGCUACCAAUACCUGAAUCAUUUCAAAUAACUGUAGCAUUAACAAAGCACCCUCCCCACAUUAUUUGAGCUCUAUAUUCUGAUUAUUGUUGCUUGUGAUGCAAAUGGGCACAGAACAGGAUUCUUAUUCAGGAGUUGUAUUUUAAUGUCUGGGAUUUUGGUUACUCUGAUGUUGCAGAUAGUGGCAGAAAAUCUUGUUCAUUAAUGUGAUUUUUUAUGUUUGCUGUUUCCGGACUGACCUAGUUGGUUUGUCGUUCACACCACCUAAUUCGUGCAAACUAGUCAAAUACCAUUACUUUACCCAGUGACUUAUUUCAAAUGCAGAUUGACUAAGUAAGUAGGUUGUUCAUUUCAUGUGUUUUUUCAUUGAUUUGGAAGCUUUUUUUUUUAUAAAGAAACCAACAUUUUUUUUAGUCCACUUUUUUUUCUGCCUAAAGUUAAGUCAUGACAAAAGGUUAAAAUUGCACAUAAUUACAUUUCCACAAUUUUUUUAAUUUUUACAAUAGUAACAGUUUUUAAUAUUUACUUGUGGCUUUUUGUUUUGUUUAGUAAAAGCAGAGAAGCCAACCCUUAUUUUAAAGUGUUUUUUUGUGACUUCAAUUUUUCCAUGGGCAUGUAAUUGCAAUAUUUAAUUUUUAAAUGUUUACAGUAUUCCACGAAUAGGAAAAUUCUUUGAGAAACAGUCUGGUGCUUGUCUGUUACGUACUACAGUUAACAGUAGAUUUAUUUCAAUUGGUCUGUUAUACGCGUACAGUAUCCCUGUGUUCUGACACACGGCCCGUAUUGUUUGCACACAUCGUCUUGCUCUUCAGUGGUUGUACGGAAUGUUUCGAGGUAGAUUGUUCAUUGUUCACCUUUCACUCUCGUUUGAUUGCAUUUUCAUAGUGUAUCCAUGUCACGCACCAUUCAAACGGGAAAAUAUGCUUCAAUCUGCAUUCACACAGGCUGUAAAAGGUUUUUUUUCCAGAUGGUAUUUACUGCAGUCAUACACCCUAUAAAAUGGCGUAGGCAAGUUAGUGUUUGAACUAGGUUAGCUGUGGAGAUGGCGGAGGCUGGAAUUUUUAAAAAUAUCUUUCGGAAAAUCACAUAAUUGGUAAAUAUUUUUUAAAAAGUCAGGAAAAUUUAUAAUUUUAUCAUGUCAUGUCAGGAAAAUGACAGGGUAAUUUUAUUACCGAUUUGUGUGGACACCCUUGUUAAGCUCGGUAGUUGCACGAUAAGAAGUAUUAUUGGUCUUCGUUAAUGUGUCUCAAAAUCAAAGCAUUUGAGUACAGUCGGCGCUCUAACCUGGCAUUCUCCGGUUCGGUGCAUUCUGUAACCAGACAUGACCGAACCGCUGACACUCAGGUUUAUCUUGGGUGGAUUCGGGUGUGUGUUGACCUUGACAGGUCGCGCCACUGCGCUGUUCGCAUCUUCAGUUCACUCUGUGUUAAUCGAGACUGUCAGUUUUCGUUUCAGUACAGUGUACUGCAGAUUAAUGUUUCUUUCAUAUACUGGUUAAAGCUAUAUGGACGAUCGUUAACCCGACACGAUCAUUAAUCUGGCGUAGGUGUGGACGCCAACAUACCAGAUCCAAGACAUCUAUUGUGUGUACAGUUUUAUUUUAUCAAACAAAGGCAUGGAGUGCUACAAACACAUAUUGUUUGCAGCGUUACUUGUACAUAGCCAAGUCCUAAGUGCUGUUUGACUGCUAUUAAUGUGCUACUGAAAAAUUUCACCAGCAACCAGAGUACUUAAAAUGUAAUGGACAAUAUUGUGGUCUGAGCACUGACGUCGAUAACAGGGUUUAUAGCAAUAAGUGAACACAAACUUGAACUGGUGGUAACAUUCUGUUUAUGGUGUUGAUGGUUGCUUGUCUUUGCUGAUCUAAAGAAUUUUAAAAUUGAUGUUGCUCACAAUUUUUUUGUUUGUUUUUCUAUUGUUCCAUCGAAUAUCACAAUAACUGUAGUCUGAUGUUACUGCAUAAUGAAGACUGAAAACUGAUGUACUGUAUAUAAAACUGGUAAACAAUAUUCGUGUGGGUGGUAGUAUAUCCUGUUGUACAUUUGAACGGAACUGGUAACGGUGAAUUGUGGUACGCUAGGCAUGAAGGGUUGCUUCUCAUGUUAUGUGUUUAUAAGCUGUUGCAUUUGUGGUUUGGAAUUUGUACUUUUGAAAUAAUUAAUUUUGUCACUGAGAAAGGCAUACUGUUAAUUCAUUGUAGUGUUCAUUUUCAUUUAGUCAAUCAACUAAUGUGGUAUGUUAUUGUAGAGCUCAGUCUGCCAGAGUUCAUGUGACAAUUAAUGUAUAUAUUCAUUAAAAUAUACACAACUAUAUAAUAUAUUUUUUUUUGGCCCUUAAAAUUUCUGUUGUGAACUAUUGGAAGUAAAUGAUAAUGGUAAUACCCCUCAUUAGUGCUUUUCUGAAUGAAAUUUGCUAAAUUGAUAAAAGGGCGAAAAUAUUUUUUUUUUUUAAGUGCUCCACUAUUACUGUGAGCCACAGGAAAGUCAUGUUAAAAAGGGUGUCUAGUUAAACUGUUCUACUAUAUUUUUAAAGCACUAUACAGUUGUAUGAUGUGAGGUACUGGCACAGUAGUCAUAGAAAAUGUACAACAUUCAGAGAACGGACAUUGGAUGCAGAUAUUUAUGGUGAAACUCAUUUACUGUUCACUAAAUUAAUGAAUGAACUUAAUGAAUGUAUGGAGUGUCUCACCAAAAAUAAAGAAAAAACUUAUCUAUAAUCUACCUGCUAGCAAUUUAUUGCAAAAAAUAGCCUAUUUAUUAUAAAAUUUAAAAAAUUUUGUGGCUUUGUGUUUGAGCACUUUUGUGAAAAUAUUCUGACAAGCUGUCUCAACUACAAAUCUAUUGUGUUGAGCUAUUUUAAUAAACUCAACGAAAAUUCACAGAGUGACUAUAGAUCAUUGUGAUUGAGAAUGUUCCAUUUCUCAAUAUGUAUUGAAUUUGUUUGGUUGGCAUGUCUACAGUGCCUAUAUUCUUAUUUAUUAUGUGCUCUCUUACAUUCAUAACUGAUUCUUUUAAAGACAUGCCACUCUAGUGCAGAAAUCUGUUGAAAAUGUAUGUCCGGUGUGAGAAUCAGAAUUCUGCAAGUGUUUUGACUCUGUGCAUGAGAUAGUGUUGCAUUAUUUCUUUUGCUGGCUAGUUAAUUAAUCAUUGUGUAUUAUAUUUUUUAUUAUUUCUGUACAGGUGUCAAUUUCCAUCAUUGCACUCGGCGCACCUUAAAGCCAUUGUUAAUUAAAUCUUAGUGCUCUGAAGGGAGUUAGCCAUCUCUGUCAACAAAAUUGUAAUCAUGUUGCUUCAUCACAAUCUUUUUUUAUGUACCAGUAUGUUUAAAUUUUGUAUUUGAUUAUUUUUGUGUUAAUUGUGGAAUAAAAAUGUUUAAUAUAUUUCA
Molecule: messenger RNA, 6036 nt
Organism: Bacillus rossius redtenbacheri
Lineage: Eukaryota; Metazoa; Arthropoda; Insecta; Phasmatodea; Bacillidae
Gene: lolal
Product: longitudinals lacking protein-like
Exons: 4
Coding region: 208-597 (129 amino acids)
Biological process (GO): regulation of transcription by RNA polymerase II
Cellular component (GO): nucleus
Molecular function (GO): protein binding
Source: RefSeq, a predicted model, not a curated record